AUGGGGGUCACACUUUUGAACCCCGAAAAUGAAUUCGAUCGAAGGGCCAUGGUCAUGGCACUAGUCGGAGCUGCAGGGGGAUACCAACAGCAGCUCUUAUUGCAGUACCUCAACUCCCCUCUCAAGCAUAUUCCAGGGCCUUGGCACACACGAUGCUCAAGACUGAGCUUGAAGCUUAGCCGGUUGACUGGAACCCGCAUGACAUACGUACACCAGCUCCACGAAAGGUACGGAAGCAUUGUCAGAAUCGCACCAAAUGAAUUAUCAUGCAUCGAUAUCCAAUCAGUUUCCCAAGUCUACAAGGUUGGCGGCGGUUUCGAAAAGGCGCAAUGGAUUGGCGACUACGCAACGAAGCUUCCAGCCCUAUCUCUGUCCAUGAUUUUGAACAGCGCAGAGGCGAAGCAGCGGCGAAGACUUUUGCAUGGCUCCUUCGCCAUUACAUCCCUACGAAAAAAUUGGGAAUCGACUAUUAGGAGUAAAGUUGAGCUUGCAGUCAUGAAGAUCAAGACAGAGGCUUUGGCGGGCUCAUCAAACUCGCACAAGUGGUGGACGUAUAUGGCCGCUGAUGUCAUCAGCCAGCUCUCGUUUGGGCAAUCAUUGGGGGUGCUGGAAUCCGGAAAGAGUACCAUGUACAUGCGAGCCAUUGAGAAUGCUCUGAUAGCGGAUGUCAUCCAAUGUGAGAUCCCAUUCCUCGCCUCUCUAUCCCAACUCAUACCUCGGUCACUGCUUCAAACAUUCUCUCGGCAGCUUGAGCAAGUCAGACUUGGUGGUGCAGAUGGCGUAGCGAGUGUCAAACAGCAAGGUCCAUCAUCAGCCCAAAGUAUCUUUACGGAGAUGAUUGCAGAAUGUGAUAGUGAAGGUCGGACUUGGUUGACAAAGGAGGCCGUCGGUAUGGAAGGUGCAGGUAUGAUGGUUGCAGGAACAGACACAACCGCUGCCGUUUUGACCUAUCUCAUCUGGUCGGUGUUGAAACAGCCAGUCCUGCAGGAAAAGCUUGAGAAUGAGAUUGCACUACUCGGCGAUACCUUUGACGAUAAACGACUUGAGGCGUGCCCCAUACUAGGUGCCGUCAUAGAAGAGACCUUGCGCUUAUAUCCCGCCGUCCUCUCAUCUCUACCAAGGCUUAUACCAGGAGGGGGGACGACGCUGUCAUCGCACUUUGUGCCUGCAGGCACUGUUGUUUACAGCCCAGCCUACAGUCUGCAGCGCGACCCUAAGGUGUUCCCGGAUCCUCAUCGAUUCGAUCCGGCGACCCUCUCAAAUACCCUUAGAAGAUUUGAUCUACUGCAUCAUCAUCAAUUCAUUAUUUCAAUCCGACGAUACGAAAACAUGGCUUCCCCAGAUGACAACCUAGGAUUUAAAUAUGCGGUCAUCACCGGUGGCGGUGGUGGCAUCGGCAAGGUGAUGGCUCAACACUUCAUUUCCAAAGGCAAAAAGGUCAUCAUCGCUGGACGCACAGAAUCGAAACUACAAGAAACAGCAAAAGAGAUCGGGGCUGUCGACUAUUACGUGCUGGACACGGGCAAGGCUGAACAGAUCCCCGAUUUUGUCAGACGUGUUACCAAGGAACACCCUGACCUAGACUGCCUCGUCAACAAUGCCGGGGUGCAACGUCCUCUGGAGAUUCUCAAGGACGACGAUUUCCUCUCGAAGGCUGACCAAGAAAUCGACAUCAACAUUCGAGGCCCGAUGCAUCUGGCUCUAGGCCUGUUACCACACUUUCAGACCAAGGAAUCCGCACUCAUCAUCAACGUGUCGAGUGUACUUGGCUUCGUUCCAUUCUCCAUCAUCAACCCCGUCUACAACGGCACCAAAGCUUGGCUGCACUUUUGGAGCAUGAAUCUUCGCACACAGCUCAAGAACGGCGGUUCCAAAGUCAGAGUUGUGGAAAUUGCGCCACCGACGGUAGCAACUGACCUGCACCGAGAGCGAUCGGAUCCAGACGACAACAAGAAGGAGAAUAACCCGGAUGCUCUCACCGUGGAUGAAUUUAUGGAGGAAGUUGGUAGUAAAUUGGAGGACGGUGUCGAGACCAUCGGGCCGGGGAUGGCUGGAGAGGUCAUUGGCAGAUGGUAUGGUGCGUUUGGUGAGCAAUACGCAAAGGCGGCUGGGAGCAAAUAG
This is a messenger RNA of Colletotrichum lupini, 2121 nucleotides long. Its product is annotated as cytochrome P450 3A17. Lineage: Eukaryota; Fungi; Ascomycota; Sordariomycetes; Glomerellales; Glomerellaceae. The transcript has 5 exons. Gene Ontology annotation, molecular function: heme binding; iron ion binding; oxidoreductase activity, acting on paired donors, with incorporation or reduction of molecular oxygen. Bases 1 to 2121 code for a protein of 706 amino acids. The record is from RefSeq and is a predicted model, not a curated record.